AUGUUAUCACCAAUUUUAAGAAAGAGUAGUAAUACAGUUGUAUUAUCACCGCAAUUAAGAUCUAUCUCGACAAGAUCAUUUUCGUCAAGCUUUAGCAUUGGUGGUGGUGGCAUAAAGAGCAGUAAUAAAACACUCAACCAUAAGAGUAGCACUACCAGUUUCUUUACAUCCUCAGAUAACUGUAGAAAACCAAAUGUUAAUAGCAAUUACUUUUCUUCACAACCAAUUACAAACAACAAGAGUCAACAUUCUAAUUUCUUUGGUCUAAGAGAAUUUUCGACUACAACUCCACAAACUCCACAAACUCCACAAACUCCACACGAGGAAAAACAACAACAACAAAAAGAAUCGAAUGACAACAACAACAACAACAACGAUAACAAUCAACAAGAAGAAAAAACAAAAAAGAAAGAGUAG
Heterostelium album PN500 is the source of this 417-nucleotide messenger RNA. RefSeq lists its product as uncharacterized. Bases 1 to 417 code for a protein of 138 amino acids. The record is from RefSeq and is a predicted model, not a curated record. NCBI's taxonomy places the organism in Eukaryota, Evosea, Eumycetozoa, Acytosteliales, Acytosteliaceae. The transcript has a single exon.